Molecule: messenger RNA, 1556 nt
Organism: Panthera uncia (snow leopard)
Lineage: Eukaryota; Metazoa; Chordata; Mammalia; Carnivora; Felidae
Gene: PAX9
Product: paired box 9
Exons: 5
Coding region: 1-1542 (513 amino acids)
Biological process (GO): anatomical structure development; regulation of transcription by RNA polymerase II
Molecular function (GO): DNA-binding transcription factor activity, RNA polymerase II-specific; RNA polymerase II cis-regulatory region sequence-specific DNA binding
Source: RefSeq, a predicted model, not a curated record
AUGCAGAACUCUAGCCUCUUUCAUCGGGGCACAGACUUCCUUUUACUCCUUCCUUUUGCACUCUCGCCGCCUCCUCCCGGGAAGAAGCGGAGGCACCGGCGGCCCGGGGCAGCGACGAGCCGGGCCACUGAGGCUGUGCGAAAAGUUACUUUUUGGGAGUGCGGAACUGGGGCCCCGUUGGUGUACUGCUCGGAGCAAUGGGAGCGGCCCUGUGUCCCACCACUUUGUUUGCUUGUAGUGGCCGCAGGCACCACCGGAAUGGGGGGGGGGGGGUCCCACUCGACCUUAGUGGUUUGGGGCCACUGGGCGAGACUCGGGGACAAUAGGGUUUGGGAAAAGCCCAGGUCCCUAGUCCGGGGUGGGUGCAUCCGCCCUGCCUUCUUAUGCGGGCGGAGGCCGAGUGGUAAACGGCUGUCCCAAACUCCCGGUGCGUGUCCCCGCGCGCCGUGUGUUCGUUUUGCAGAGCCAGCCUUUGGGGAGGUGAACCAGCUGGGAGGAGUAUUCGUGAACGGGAGGCCGCUGCCCAACGCCAUCCGGCUUCGUAUCGUGGAACUGGCCCAACUGGGCAUCAGACCGUGUGACAUCAGCCGCCAGCUACGGGUCUCGCACGGCUGCGUCAGCAAGAUUCUGGCGCGCUACAACGAGACAGGCUCGAUCUUGCCAGGAGCCAUUGGGGGCAGCAAACCCCGAGUUACCACCCCCACCGUGGUGAAACACAUCCGGACCUACAAGCAAAGGGACCCUGGCAUCUUUGCCUGGGAAAUCCGGGACCGCCUGCUGGCGGACGGCGUGUGCGACAAGUACAACGUGCCCUCGGUGAGCUCCAUCAGCCGCAUCCUGCGCAACAAGAUCGGCAACUUGGCUCAACAGGGUCAUUACGACUCCUACAAGCAGCACCAGCCGGCGCCGCAGCCGGCUCUGCCCUAUAACCACAUCUACUCGUACCCCAGCCCCAUCACGGCGGCCGCAGCUAAGGUGCCCACGCCGCCCGGGGUGCCAGCCAUCCCCGGCUCGGUGGCCAUGCCCCGUACCUGGCCCUCCUCCCAUUCCGUCACCGAUAUCCUGGGCAUUCGCUCCAUCACCGACCAAGGAGUGAGCGACAGCUCCCCCUACCACAGCCCCAAGGUGGAGGAGUGGAGCAGUCUGGGCCGUAACAACUUCGCCGCCGCCGCCGCCCCCCACGCGGUGAACGGGCUGGAGAAGGGAGCUCUGGAGCAGGAAGCCAAGUACGGUCAGGCACCAAAUGGUCUACCAGCUGUAAGCAGUUUUGUGUCGGCGUCCAGCAUGGCUCCUUAUCCGACCCCGGCCCAAGUGUCGCCUUACAUGACCUACAGCGCCGCUCCUUCCGGUUAUGUGGCUGGACAUGGGUGGCAACAUGCCAGCGGCACCCCACUUUCCCCCCACAACUGUGACAUUCCCGCAUCGCUGGCGUUCAAGGGAAUGCAGGCAGCCAGAGAAGGUGACUUUCUGGCAACGUCUUUGUCUCUGUUUGGUGGUGGGCUCCUGGACCUGGACUUGCCCCAAAUUUUGUGUGUGCAGUGAAGGCUUCAACAUCU